This is a messenger RNA of Trichomonas vaginalis G3, 855 nucleotides long. Its product is annotated as ribonuclease H-like family. The record is from RefSeq and is a predicted model, not a curated record. Bases 1 to 855 code for a protein of 284 amino acids. NCBI's taxonomy places the organism in Eukaryota, Parabasalia, Trichomonadida, Trichomonadidae. The transcript has a single exon.
AUGAGAGCGAGAUACAAGAUCAGGGUUCCAUCAAUCCCGGAAACUCGCUGGCUCUACAUAUAUGAUACUCUGUUUUUCAUCUUUGAUAAUCUGGAAACAAUUAAUACUGCUUUAAGAAGUGGAGAUCUUCCACUAUCCCUUUCCAGAGCUACACGUGAACAGUUACAAUGGACACGUGAUGGAAUUCCUCCACUCUUUAAAGAUGCUUUAAUGAUAUUCAAGCCAUUAAAGCAACUUCAAUUAUGGCUGGAAUCCAACAAGUCCAUGGGUGCUUAUGCAUUCCUGAUGAUACAACAGUGCCAAGGGAUGUUGGAUGAAAUGGCAGGAAGAUUAACGCCAGAUGGUGAAGAGAUUCUCCGAUCAAUCACUACAAUAUUCAAAAAUGAUAUGAAAGAAUAUGGUAGAAUUGAUUUGCUUCGGUUUGCUUUCGGCUUUACACCGUUAGCAAGGAAGAUCAUCAGAGACAAGAAGGGUUUUGGAGGAAAGACAAGCUAUCCACCUAUAAUGCAGUUGAAAGAUGUGCAAGUCCCAACGAUUCCUUCCCUGAGGAUCAUCAAUCGCGAGAUCACAUUUGAGAAACUCGGUGAAAUCCUUGAAGAAGAACGAACAGAACGUGUUGACGAGGUAGCCGAGCAUGAUGAAGAGAUCCAGCAAGCAGAAGAGGAACAAAUGCUUAACGACGAUCAUGCAGCCGAAACAAAUGCCGAUGGUUCGAGGAAUUCCUUGGUCUGGGAUGUUGUAGAUGAAGAGAUAAAAGAUCUAUACACAUUCAUGAUAAAAUCCUCAGACAAAGAGCAAUUGCCGAAUCAACAGUUGAUCCAACGAUCAAUAAAGACGAUAGAGCCAAGGAAUUGA